CUCACCAAACACUAACCGGACUGAACUCUGAAACACGACGGUUAUCAACCGACGGCGAUGAGUGGCGACGAUUUACCGACGAAGGAGGCGAACGUGUUGAAAGGCCACGAAGGUGCAGUUUUAACGGCGAGAUUCAACAAAGACGGCAAUUACUGUCUCUCCGGUGGCAAAGAUCGGACUAUUCGUCUCUGGAAUCCUCACAGAGGAAUUCAUAUUAAGACUUACAAAUCUCACGGCCGUGAAGUUCGCGAUGUUCACGUUACACCAGAUAAUUCGAAGAUCUGCUCAUGUGGUGGUGAUCGGCAAGUCUUCUAUUGGGAUGUAUCAACCGGUCGUGUGAUCCGAAAGUUCCGAGGCCAUGACAGUGAGGUGAAUGCUGUAAAGUUCAAUGAAUACGCAUCUGUAGUUGUAUCAGCAGGGUAUGACCGUUCUUUGCGUGCCUGGGACUGUAGAUCUCACAGCACCGAGCCUAUUCAGAUUAUUGACACCUUUCUAGACAGUGUCAUGUCAGUUUGUUUAACAAAAACCGAAAUCAUUGCGGGAAGUGUUGAUGGAACUGUGCGAACAUUCGACAUUCGAAUGGGUAGAGAAUUAUCUGAUGAUUUGGGACAACCUGUCAAUUGUAUCUCUCUGUCAAAUGACGGUAACUGUGUAUUAGCUAGUUGUCUUGAUUCUACUCUGCGGCUUUUAGACCGAACUACUGGUGAAUUACUACAAGAAUAUAAAGGUCAUACAUGUAAGUCAUUCAAAAUGGAUUGCUGCCUUACAAACAGUGAUGCUCAUGUAGUCGGAGGAUCAGAAGACGGGCAGCUUUUCUUUUGGGAUCUGGUGGAUGCAUCGGUGGUUUCAAGUUUCCGUGCUCACUCUUCAGUGGUAACAAGCGUUAGUUAUCACCCAAAAGAUAACUGUAUGAUAACCGCAUCAGUAGAUGGAUCAGUACGUGUUUGGAAAGCCUGAACAUCAUAAACCUGCAAUUGCAAAGCUUGAGAUUUGUAACCCUGCCAUUGAAGUCUGCUUUGUAUGUAUACAUUAAUGGAUGGAUCAGUAAUAUCAUUCAUUUGAAGGGAGCCAAUUUUUUUUUUUUUGGUCAAAGCCUCAUCUAUGUAUAAUAUUACUUUUGGUGCACAGUGUUCUUAGUAGAUGUUUUCAAGAUGUUCAAGUUCUUAAACCUGAGCAUGAUUGUUGGAGCAUGGUUAUGAUAGACAUUUUUAAUUAUUUAAAGCUUUU
Messenger RNA from Helianthus annuus (common sunflower), 1227 nucleotides. Its product is annotated as WD repeat domain-containing protein 83. The record is from RefSeq and is a predicted model, not a curated record. Bases 58 to 957 code for a protein of 299 amino acids. Gene Ontology annotation, cellular component: catalytic step 2 spliceosome. Gene Ontology annotation, biological process: mRNA splicing, via spliceosome. The transcript is spliced from 8 exons. Gene Ontology annotation, molecular function: protein binding. Lineage: Eukaryota; Viridiplantae; Streptophyta; Magnoliopsida; Asterales; Asteraceae.